CCAUUCUCCACACCGCGCGCACGCAGCCCCACAUACCACGAGUCCCCGGCAGAAAAGCAAAGCAAGUGGUCUCCCGAGGAGGAUGCCCUGAUGAUCGAGCUCCGGGGCAGCGGGAUGAAAUGGGACGACAUCUCGAAACGUCUUCCCGGACCGGGCAGGAGCUCCAUCAGCUGCCGCCUCCAUUACCAGAAUUACCUAGAGAGACUGGACGCAGCAAGUGGGACGAGGAGCGCAAGAACAAACUCGCGAGGCUCUACGAGAGGGGAGCCUUGCUCAGCCUCUACCAUAAUUUUCCUGGUGGUUCCCCUCGGGUUCAAACCCGUCGACGACUUCUUCGACUAAGCCGUACUGUGGACUGGAAGGGAUUAUUGGCAUGGGGCUGACUGGGCUGGAAAGGGGUAGUAGGAGAUUAUAUCUCAUUUUUUCUCCGACUAAGGUGUGGCCGAAAUCCAAGUAGCUCCAUUGACGGUACCCCAAAAUCGA
Messenger RNA from Parathielavia hyrcaniae, 483 nucleotides. The record is from the annotation of a GenBank genome assembly. NCBI's taxonomy places the organism in Eukaryota, Fungi, Ascomycota, Sordariomycetes, Sordariales, Chaetomiaceae.